Messenger RNA from Podarcis muralis (Common wall lizard), 2781 nucleotides. It is a transcript of the gene MYCT1, whose product is annotated as MYC target 1. The record is from RefSeq and is a predicted model, not a curated record. NCBI's taxonomy places the organism in Eukaryota, Metazoa, Chordata, Lepidosauria, Squamata, Lacertidae. Gene Ontology annotation, cellular component: nucleoplasm.
GAAAUGACGAGAAGGAAAUCGUCCCCCUGUCUCAGGAACCAUGUGGCAAUCUAAGAUAAGGCAAACAGUUGCUAAUUUGAGUAUAAAAGCAGGAAAUGUGAUACACUGAUUUCCUUUCAUGCAAACAGAACAAUCUGAGGGAAUAUGUAAGGACGUUCUUUUCCAAGUCAACUUUCUAAUAUACACCAAGUGUUCCACUGUGGAUAUUUUCAUUAUUUUGACAAUUUUGAAUACCAUGGAUACCAACAACACCAGUCCUGACAACUUAUUGCCGAGUAAUUUCUGGGAUCAUAUGAUAAUAGCAUUUUCCGUUUCUAUGGUCAUUGGGCUUGUGAUUGGAGGCGUAAUCUGGGCAUUGCUGGCUUGCCUGUCUAGUCGCAGAGCCAGUGCCCAUAUUUCCCAGUGGAGCACCUCAUCCUCCAGCCGGCGUCCCAGAGCUUCUCGUGGAUCUUCUGCCAGCAGGCCUGGAUUUUAUCGCAACAGCAGCUGUGAACGCCGCAGUAACCUCAGCUUGGCCAGCCUGACCUUCCAAAGGCAAGCUUCCUUGGAGCAGGCCAACUCCUUCCCAAGGAAAUCAAGUUUCCGAGCCUCAACGUUUCAUCCCUUCUUGCAGAGCCCCCCGCUUCCUGUAGAAACAGAGAGUCAGCUGAUUACAUUGGUACCAGCCACCACCACCACCACCACACUUACUGGCACCACCACCAACAGCCUAUCUCGUCCCGAGUUCCACUGGUCCAAUAAUAGUCUUCGUGUCUCCAACUCAACACAGACACCACCUCCUGCUUACGACUCUAUCAUAAAGGCUUUCCCAGACUCUUGACUCCAAUUCUUGGGGAUGUAUGUAUAUAGAAAGAAUCUCAGUUGUAUGAUUUUCUGUGGGCUCUAUGAAGACACCUAUGAAGUCUACCAUUGCAAGGACCUGCAGUGCGGAGACCCAAGUGAUAGUUCUGUGUCCCUCUAUGAUAGGCAUUUGCUGGAGUGAAACCCUCAUGUCUCUUUCGGCGACAAAGGCCUCUCUUGCGCUAUUAUUCACAAAUGGUAUGCAACAUCACUGUGUGUUUAUAUUUGCAUUGUAACCAUUGCCUUUAGUUUAGAUGCAGACUUCAUCUAGUCUAACAAAUUGAAUCAUAUCUGAAGACACAGAAUGUAAAAAUAGUUAUCUUUGUGAAUAUCCUCCAGUUAACCUUAAACACAGUGAUGAAACUGCUGUUUUUAUUUAGGUUUUCUUUUCUUUUCUUUUCUUUGUCAAAGCAUUUUCCUCUGGGCAUUUUGAUAUACAAAGUAAGUAAAUAAAUCCUACCACUUGUUCAUCAGUUGGCCAUAAAGGUAAAGGGACCCCUGACCAUUAGGUCCAGUCGUGACCGACUCUUGGGUUGUGGCGCUCAUCUUGCUUUAUUGGCUGAGGGAGCCGGCGUACAGUUUCCGGUUCAUGUGGCCAGCAGUUGGCCAUAGUGCCAUGUGAUUACAAGAUUUACAUGAUUUUUAAAAAUAGAUGUAAAUAGCUUAGUAUUCGUAUUAUAUUUCUGUGGGCUAAGAUCCUCGAUUUAUGUUUUAAUAUCUUUCUAAUUGGAACCAUUGUCUGAUUAAGGCUGCUAGCUUCACAUGCUUUCUUAGGAGUAAGUCUCACUGAAUUCAGAAAGCUAAACAUCAGGGUAGAUAUAAGAAAAAUCUCCUAGAGAAGGGGUUCCCAAACUGUGGUCUGCAAGCUUCAUUCAGGUGCUCUGUGGAGUGUCUCUGCAGAACCCUUCCAAUUUGAGUUCUAUUGAAUUCUAUGGAAUUCAAAAUGCGAUAGAGUAAAAUACAAUAUCAUAAAUAAAAGAAACAAUCAAAACACAAUCAAAAAUUGUACAGCACAUUACAUUUGCGACAACAGGCAGGGAAAUAUAAUUCCCAACAAUUUCCAAGUGGUCCAUGGGGGUGGGGGUGGGGAAUGGGAACCACUGCCCUAAAGCUUAAAAAAAAAAUGUGUGCAACAAUGUCAAUGUUAACCCCAGGAUGAGGGGAUUCCUGAGUCAAUCCCUCCAAUAAGCCUCCUAAGCAUGAAAUAAAAGAGUUGUGCAAAGGAGAAGUAUAUGUCAGUCAUGCUUCUGCUUUCCCUGUGAUGAGUCUUGGUGCUUUUAUUGGGAUGUUGCCAUCAAAUCACAUAAUGUUAGAUUCUGAGCUGGUUUCAAUGCAAUCCAGUGCUUGCAGACUGUCAAAGUUUUCAAUUUGGCAAUAAUCAUGCCUUGGAUUAACCUUAUUGUCUAUGAUACUGCCACUGAUAUUAUUAGUGUACUUACUGUUAUUAUUAGUGUACCUAGAAAUAUGUCACAGCAAUGAAAAAUCCCGGAGCCUUUAAUUCUGCUUCCAUUGCCUGCUGAGAUCAAUACAGUUGCUGUUCAGAAGAGAAUAAGAUUUCCUCCAGAAUGCAUAGCUAAGUUGUUCAGUCUGUGUUUUCGAUGAUAAUGGAAAAGCUCUUUAAAUAAAUGGUGGGUUUUUUUGUUUUUUUAGUAUUUACUUCUGGAAAUGUUGCAAAUGAUCUGUAUAAAGCUUAUAUAAGGUAUUAGCAUUAGUUUUCAUACGGAAUUUAUGAGACUGCAUUAUGUACUGUGUUUUCCUGCUAUAAUUUACACAGGAUGCACAAAGGAAUGUUUUGUGUGCUCAGGUCAGGGAAGCUGAAAUGUGAAUCCUGUGGUUUGUGGUCAGUUGCUUGAUGGUAUAUAUUUAAAGACUAGACAAAUCUCUUUUUUAUCGGCAUGUUGGAAAUGUUGGGAUUUAAAUAAAGUCAUAAAUAUUGCUCUA